Molecule: messenger RNA, 645 nt
Organism: Theileria parva strain Muguga
Lineage: Eukaryota; Apicomplexa; Aconoidasida; Piroplasmida; Theileriidae
Gene: rps11
Product: 40S ribosomal protein S11
Exons: 2
Coding region: 147-617 (156 amino acids)
Biological process (GO): translation
Cellular component (GO): cytosolic small ribosomal subunit; ribosome
Molecular function (GO): structural constituent of ribosome
Source: RefSeq, a predicted model, not a curated record
AUAUCGUUCAUUUAAUUUCCUCCCGUUAUACGGUCUCGAUUUAUUUUAAGCAAAAAUUGGAUCCUUAAAUUAAAAUCAUAAUCAUUGCUGAUUGUUGGAGACAACAAACACCACAAUAUCUCAAAUAUCGUAAUCCAAUUUUUAAAAUGGACAGAGCAGACGUUCAGGUUCAUAAAGCCUUCCAAAAACAGGCGAACGUGAGCAUUAAGAAGCUCCAGAAGCUUGGAAAUAAGGCUAGAUACUGGAAAGAUGUCGGUAUGGGUUUUGUAACCCCAAAGGAGGCGAAAGAGGGCCACUACGUAGAUAAGAAGUGUCCAUUUACCGGAAACGUCUCCAUCAGGGGAAGAGUUUUAAAGGGUAUGGUCAUCUCUCACAAGAUGAAGAACACCUUGGUCAUGAGGGUCAAUUACCUACAAUACGUUCCAAAGUACAAUAGGUUUGAGAAGAGGCACAAGAACGUUCCUUGCCACGUUUCACCCUGUUUUACUGUAUCUGCUGGUGAUAUCGUAACUGUUGGCCAAUGCAGACCACUAUCAAAGACCGUCAGGUUUAAUGUUCUAAAGGUCGAGAAAAAUGAAAUCUUCGGCAAUCCUCGCAAGCAGUUUAGACUCUUCUAAUUCCUUCCUCUAAUAUAGUUAUAUUCGA